GCCAGGUAUAAAACCUGAAAGCACUGUUGUGGGGCGCUCCUGUUUGGUACGGCUGGUCCAAGAUGAAGAUUAUCCUGCUCCUCUCCCUCGGUGUCACCCUGUUUUCUCAGGGAUUGGGCAACACGUUGGAUUCCUGUCAGGGUCGCUGUGGUAACUGGGCAAAUUCUGCGUACAGUUGCCAGUGUAACCCCCCCUGCGAGCGCAAUAGAGACUGUUGCUCUGACUACUACAACCUCUGCAAAGGUUCCACUUCCUGUAAGGGCCGGUGUGGGGAAAAGUAUAACUCACAGAACCAGUGCCACUGUAACACCAAAUGCAGCCAGUACAACAACUGCUGCAGCGACUACAGCCAGCAGUGCGGAGGUUCCACUUCCUGUAAGGGCCGGUGUGGGGAAAAGUAUAACUCACAGAACCAGUGCCACUGUAACACCAAAUGCAGCCAGUACAACAACUGCUGCAGCGACUACAGCCAGCAGUGCGGAGGUUCCACUUCCUGUAAAGGCCGGUGUGGGGAACAGUAUAACUCACAGAACCAGUGCCACUGUAACACCAAAUGCAGCCAGUACAACAACUGCUGCAGCGACUACAGCCAGCAGUGCGGAGGAGGAUCCGGAGGAGGAGAGCCCAUCACAGACUCAGAGCUGAAGGCCCUGUCUGAGCUGCUCUACUCCCUAGACUCCAACAAGGCCUCCCCCUCCGAGCUCGUCAUCGACAAACAGGCCCGAGUGUCCGACUCUCAGACCAGCUCAAAGAAGGACCUCUCCCUCAAGCCCUUGUUCAGCUUCCUGGAUGAGUCUUCGCUCUUCUCCAAACCCACCUUCGCGGCAUUCCUGGCUCUGCUGGAUAACUACCAGAGGUACACGGGCCAGUCAGAGAAGUUCAGCUCUGCCCAGCUGAAGGAGCAGGACACCUUCCUCCAGGAGGUCAUUUCCAACACAGAAAUCGGCCGGGAGCUCUACACCUUCUUCCACAGCAAAGGCCUCUACAGCUCAGAGGCAGAGUUCAUAUAUGACCUGAAGAUGAUGUGGUUCGGCUUGUACUCCCGCAGCAACAACGCAAAGGACUCCAGUGGGUUUGAGCACAUCUUUGCAGGAGAGGUAAAGAAAGGAAAAGUGUCUGGCUUUCACAGCUGGAUUCAGUUUUACCGUUUGGAGAAGAAUGGACUGAUGAACUACUACAGCCACAGUUUUGACGGGCCUUGGACCUCGUUCCCCGAUAUGCUGGGUAUGCAGUUUAACUGGGACGGGUACUUCAAACAAGUGGGCUCGGCAAUCAUCGGCAGCAGCCCAGAGUUUGACUUCGCCCUGUACAGCCUCUGCUACAUCGCCCGCCCUGGGAGACAGUGUUUCCUGAGUUUGGGAGGACAGACGCUGGUCAUCCAGACGUACACCUGGGAUAACUCAUAUUACGGCGAUGGAAAGAAAUUCAUCGCCUCCGGUUUCCCUGCCACCCCACGAGCCCUGCUCCAACACCCUUUCCUUCUCAACCCCGAGGAGGAGCUGUGAUUCAACCCCGAACCCCCAAGCUUUGCUCAUUAUCAAGGGAACUCUUAAUAAAUGGUGGUGAACACUU
This is a messenger RNA of Conger conger (European conger), 1572 nucleotides long. RefSeq names its product endonuclease, polyU-specific (gene endou). The transcript has 11 exons. Lineage: Eukaryota; Metazoa; Chordata; Actinopteri; Anguilliformes; Congridae. The record is from RefSeq and is a predicted model, not a curated record. Gene Ontology annotation, molecular function: polysaccharide binding; RNA endonuclease activity; scavenger receptor activity. Bases 63 to 1505 code for a protein of 480 amino acids. Gene Ontology annotation, biological process: immune response.